GUAUUGUCACGUUCUGUGAAGUGAAAUCCUCCCUGUAUAAAUAUCCAUGUAUCAUCGUCUAUCCCAGUUUAUUAUUCAAAUCACAAAUCAUGCUGCUUUUGCUUUUUGUAUCGUUGAUUUUAUUGGACAUUUCCAACGCUCAAAUCUUUGGUUUUGGGAGAUGUGCUCAGGUGAAAACCCAGGAAACUUUUGAUAUUAACAGGUAUCUUGGAACAUGGUAUGAAAUAUAUAAAUUUAAAGCCAACUUUGAAGGAAAUGCAAAGUGUAUCUCAGCAAAUUACGAGCUAAAAUCAAAUGGUCAUAUCCGAGUCCAUAAUUCAGGAAUUGAAAAUGAACAAAUUAAAGAAGCCACUGGGGACGCGUACAUACCGGACCCAAAAUAUCCAGCAAGGCUAGGCGUGAAAUUCUCUAAUCUGGCUCCAUACGGAAGAUACUGGGUUUUGGACACCGAUUAUACAACCCACACAAUGAUAUACUCAUGCACGGACAUUUUGGGGAUCUUCCAUUUUACAUAUGCCUGGAUCUUGAGUCGCGAAAGAACGCUGGAUCAAUCUGUGACAAACCGACUUUUCAGCAAGGCUGCCUCUUUCGGCAUCGAUACGUCCAACUUCUUAAAACAGGAUCAAACUGGAUGCUAA
Messenger RNA from Saccostrea echinata, 638 nucleotides. RefSeq names its product apolipoprotein D-like. The record is from RefSeq and is a predicted model, not a curated record. Bases 90 to 638 code for a protein of 182 amino acids. Gene Ontology annotation, molecular function: lipid binding. The transcript is spliced from 4 exons. Gene Ontology annotation, biological process: tissue regeneration; brain development; lipid transport. NCBI's taxonomy places the organism in Eukaryota, Metazoa, Mollusca, Bivalvia, Ostreida, Ostreidae.